AUGGAAAUCAGCGACACAGAGAAGGGGCAGGAGGGCAGCGUGCGUGACCUGGUAGCCCAGCUCGUGGCGCAGUCUCUGGCGAAAACAUUUCCCGACCUGCCCGAUCUGGAGCCGCUGGUUACCACGUGUAACAACCCCAAGUUCGGGGACUACCAAUGCAACAACGCCAUGGGCAUCUGGUCGCGCAUCAAGGGCUCCACCACUGACUUCAAGAACCCCAACGCCAUUGGCCAGGCAAUCGCCAAGAACCUGCCGCCCUCCCCGAUGGUGGAAAAGACGAGCAUUGCCGGCCCGGGCUUCGUGAACAUCGUGCUGACGCAAGCCUGGCUGGAAGAGCACGUGUCUGGCGUCUUGAAGGGCGCUGGCAUCGCUGCGUGGGCUCCUAAACUGCCUGUGGCGCGGGCGGUGGUGGACUUCUCGUCGCCCAACAUCGCCAAGGAGAUGCACGUGGGACACCUGCGGUCGACUAUUAUUGGGGAUACGCUGGCCAGGAUGCUGGAAUACUGCCAUGUGGAGGUUCUGCGGAGGAACCAUGUCGGCGACUGGGGCACUCAGUUUGGCAUGCUGAUUGAAUACCUGUUCGACAAGUUCCCUGACUGGGAAACCAUUGGCGAUCAGGCCAUCGGAGAUCUCCAAGUCUUUUACAAGGCGGCCAAGAAGCGCUUUGAUGAGGACGCAGAGUUCAAGGAGAGGGCGCAGAGGGCGGUGGUGAAGCUGCAGGGAGGGGAGGAGGAGUACCGGAAAGCGUGGGCCAAGAUCUGUGACGUCAGCAGGAAGGAGUUCGAUCUGGUUUAUCAGCGGCUGGGCAUCAAAUUAGAGGAGAAGGUGAGUUUGGCCUCAGAGAAGACUAGAGAGGUGAAGGAGGAGAGGGCGCAGAGGGCGGUUGUGAAGCUGCAAGGGGGGGAGGAGGAGUACCGGAAAGCAUGGGCCAAGAUCUGUGACGUCAGCAGGAAGGAGUUUGAUCUGGUUUGCCAGCGGUUGGGCAUCAAACUCGAGGAGAAGGUGAAUGUGGAAGCAGUUUGUUGGGCUUGCUGGUGUUUUUGUGGGGUUGAAAGGGUCUCGUUUUCCAGGGUUGGGUGGGAGGUCAAGGAGAGGGUGCAGAGGGCGGUGGUGAAGCUGCAGGGGGUGGGGGAGGAGUACCGCAAGUUAUGGGCCAAGGGGGAGAAGAAGGUGGCGUUAAAGGCGAAAGACGGCGAGUCGUUCUACAACUCGCGCAUCCCUGCAGCACUGGAGAAGGUCAAGGCAGCUGGGCUGGUGGUGGAGAGCGCAGGGGGGAAGUGGGGAGGGGGCGAGUCGUUCUACAACUCGCGCAUCCCUGCAGCACUGGAGAAGGUCAAGGCAGCUGGGCUGGUGGUGGAGAGCGCAGGGGGGCACUACUGCAUAGAGGAGGAGAAGGCGGAAUGGGUCGUAAAAUGGCAUCCGUGUCUAUCCUCCAGUCCCCUUCUUUUUAAUCUCCUUUCCCUUCUCCACCCUCCCCUCCCUCUCCCCCCCCUCUCCCCUCCCACCUCCCCCCAGCUAUCGCAUAUAGGAGGAGAAGGCGGAGCGGGUCGUUCAAGACACGGACGUUACUCGUCUCUUCCUUUCCCGGGCCCCUUCGUUCAUCCCCUUCCCCCACUCUCCCCUCCAUCUUUCACCAACCCCCCUCACAGAUACUGCGCAGAGGAGGAGAAGGCGGAGUCGGUUGUCCACGUGACGUGGUGCUCCUUCGCUUGCUGUGCCUCCCUCGCUUGCUGUGCCUCCCUCGCUUGCUGUGCCUCCCUCGCUGCUGUGCCUCCCUCGCUUGCUGUGCCUCCCUCGCUUGCUGUGCCUCCCUCGCUUGCUGUGCCUCCCUCGCUUGCUGUGCCUCCCUCGCUUGCUGUGCCUCCUCGCUUGCUCUACCGCAUAGAGGAGGAGAAGGCGGAGUGGGUUGUCUACGUCACGGAUGUUGGGCAGUCGCAGCACUUUGACAUGUUCUUCAAGUCAGCACCUCAUGUUGCGCAGUCGCAGCCCUUUGACAUGUUCUUCAAGGCAGCUCAAAAGGCGGGUUUCUACGCAGGCAAGGCCAAGAAGGGCAAGGCAACAGCAGCAAGUGAGGAGGGAAGCACAGCACCAGCUAUCCGCGUGGACCAUGCAGCCCAAAAGGCGGGCUUCUAUGCGGGCAAGGCCAAGAAGGGCAAGGCUGCAACUGAAGGAGCAGCAGCAGCAAAUGCGCCUGCUAUCCGAGUGGACCAUGUGGGGUUCGGUCUGGUGCUGGGCGACGAUGGGAAGCGGUUCCGCACGCGCAGCAGUGAAGUGGUGCGGCUGGUGGACCUGCUUGACGAGGCGGUUACUCGCGCAAGCAGGGGCUCGUUGAGCGAGGUGAGUAAUUAG
This is a messenger RNA of Closterium sp. NIES-65, 2349 nucleotides long. The record is from the annotation of a GenBank genome assembly. NCBI's taxonomy places the organism in Eukaryota, Viridiplantae, Streptophyta, Zygnematophyceae, Desmidiales, Closteriaceae.